Molecule: messenger RNA, 2730 nt
Organism: Lacerta agilis (Sand lizard)
Lineage: Eukaryota; Metazoa; Chordata; Lepidosauria; Squamata; Lacertidae
Product: tigger transposable element-derived protein 1-like
Exons: 6
Coding region: 54-2600 (848 amino acids)
Biological process (GO): regulation of DNA-templated transcription
Cellular component (GO): nucleus
Molecular function (GO): DNA binding
Source: RefSeq, a predicted model, not a curated record
CUUGCUUUGCCCAGCUUCGGAGCACAAAGGCAGGUGGUGGGGAAGCGCCGGAGAUGCAAAGGGGAUCCUGCCUGCUCUGGAUGGGUCCUGGCGCCGAUCCCUCAGAGUACCGAAUGACGUCCUCAGUUGAACCUGGAUCCCCCCCUUUUUCCAAAGGGAGAGGAGAAAACACUCUGGUGGAGUCAGCUGAGGGCCCGUUGACCUUUGAAGACGUGGCCGUAUAUUUCACGGAAGGGCAGGCGGCUCUGCUGAACCCGGUCCAAAGGGCCUUGUACCGGGAGGUCAUGCUGGAGAAUUAUGGGAAUGUGUCCUCGCUGGAAGGAUCGCCAGUCCUCAAGCCAGACCUCAUCUCCCGGCUAGAGCAAGGGGAAGACAUGUGGGUGCCCGAUUCUCAGGGGAUGGAUGAAACCAUGAUCUCCAACACACACGCAGGCGAGCAAAAGGCAUUACAGUGGAGCGACGUCAUAAGCACAUUUAAUGUACACGAAUUCAACUCCACGUACCUGUCGAAACAAGGCGUGGGCGACUGUCAAAGCCAAGUGUGGCCGGUUCCACCCAGUGAGCCGCCUUGGGGUGAGCGCGAGUGUGAUUUCCUUGCCGAGCACACCGUAUUUCAAGGAGAGCAUUCGUCAUACCCCAUGACCCCUAAACACAAGCUAGCUGCCUGCAGGUCACCCGGAGGGCAGCGCAAGAAGCAGCGAUCUGUUCCAACGCUGGAGGAGAAAGUGGCCGUGUUGGAUUUAUUGAGGACCGGCAUGUCCGUUUCCAAAGUGGCCCGCGUAUACGGCCGCAAUGAAUCCAGCAUCCGUGCCAUUAAGGUUCGAGAGAGAGAAAUCCGUCAAGCCGUGGCCUCGGGUGCUCCCAUAACGGCUAAGGUGACGAGCCAAGUUCGCGAUCAGACUUUGGUGAAGGCGGAAAAGGCGUUGUACUUGUGGCUGGAAGACAUGAACGGCCAAGGCGUUCCCGCCGACGGCAACAUGAUCCGAGAAAAAGCUCUUGACCUGUACGCGCUGUUCAAGCCUCUUACCGAAGAGGGGCGGCCUUGUGACGAGAAGGAGUUCAAAGCCAGCCAAGGUUGGCUCAACAGCUUUAGGAACCGCUUCAACCUGAAAAACGGGCACAGCCCCGGCGAGGCUGCUCCCACCAAUAAACAAGCAGCGAAACCCUACUCCAAACAGUUAAAGAAACUGAUAGAAGAAAAGGGGUAUCUCCCCGAACAAGUUUUCAGCGCCGGCGAGACGGGGCUCUUCUGGAAGAAAAUGCCCAGCCGCACGUACAUUUCGAAAGCAGAAAGGCAGGCGGUCCAAGACCAUGUGAUGUUGUUGUUUUGUUGCAACGCGGCCGGGCAUUUAAUAAAGCCCGGCUUGCUCUGUGGGUCUGCGAAUCCUCGUGCCCUAAAAGGCAAGGACAAACACCUCCUGCCUGUGUUCUGGCAAUCGAGCAAAAAGGCUUGGGUGACGGCAGUGAUAUUCCUGGAUUGGUUCCACCGAUGCUUCGUUCCGGAGGUCAAGCGGUACCUCGAAGAGAAAGGAAUCGAAUUUAAGGUGUUGCUGAUUGUCGAUGAUGCUCCCGGCCACCCCGAGGGAGUCCGGUUUGCGCAUAGCGACGUCGAAGUUGUCUUUCUGCCCCAUAGCGCCGCCUCCGUCAUCCAGCCUCUGGACCAAGGCGUAGUUCGCUGCUUCAAGGCGAAGUACAUGAGUCUUAUGUUCUUGAGGGUCUGCAACGCUAUGGACGCUGAUCCCAGCCUCAGCGCAGCCGAGCGUUGGAAGUCCUUCAACAUCGCCGACUGCAUCACUUACAUCAAACAAGCCACGGAUGCGAUCGAGCCUGAAACGGUCAACGCGUGUUGGCGAAACCUGUGGAAAAAAUGUGUGACUGAUUUCAGGGGCUUCCCAACCAUUCACCACGAAGUGGAACGUAUCGUUCGGGUGGCCAGGCAAUUGGGCGGCGAUGGCUUCAGCGACAUCCUCGAGGAAGAAAUAGAAGAAUUAAUCGAGGGCCAUAGAGGAACGCCGGCUAGCGAAGAGCCGGAGGAUCUGAUAAAAUCGGAAGAGGAAGAUGACGACGAACAGGAAGAGCCGGCAAGUUGGAACCUUCCCAAAUUUGCCGAGGUGUUUCAAGCGGCAAAGCACUUGAACGAUUUGAUUUCGGAAUAUGAUCCCUCCAUGGAGCAGAGCCUCAAAAUCACACGUGGCAUCGCGGAAGCCUUGAGGCCGUACCGAGAAAUGUUUGAGGAGCUCAAGAGGCAGCAGCGGCAGUUGCCGGUCGCCAUUUUGUUCUCAAAAAAACAACCGGCAGCGGAUGAACCCUUGCAACCGACUCCUCGAGCGGACACAGAGACAGCUGCCUUGUGUGCGACUCACUCUCCAUCAUGCAAGCCUGGACCGUUCUCUGCCGGAUCGGGAUCAAACCCUCGUGACCCGGCAGCAGUGAUAUCGGGAGAAGAGAAAGACCAAUUGCCUGAGUGUGUGCAGCAGCCCUCUUCAUUGUGUCAUCCUCGUCAUAUGCAGGCGACUCGGAGAAGAGGCAUUCAUGCCCGGAGUGCAGCCGGCAUUUUGCUCGGAAAUCAUCUCUUGCCAGACAUCAGAGAAUCCACGUAGGAGAGAAACCCUACAACUGCUUGGAGAGUGGGAAGGGUUUCCCCCGGGAGGCAGAACUCGGGAGCCAUCGGAGAGCCCACCCGGAAGAGAAACCGUAUAGGUGCCGGGAGUGUGGGAAACGUUUUGUUUA